Gongylonema pulchrum is the source of this 480-nucleotide messenger RNA. Lineage: Eukaryota; Metazoa; Nematoda; Chromadorea; Rhabditida; Gongylonematidae. The record is from the annotation of a GenBank genome assembly.
CCACCAAAAGUGGGAAGUGAUGAGUCGCAUGAAGUGGUUGUCGGGAAGAGUGUAAUACUGAACUGCGAUGUGGUGCGCGAAGGCUCCAAAUCGACCAUAUCUUGGCUUGCGAACGGUUCAGAAACACUACCACCAAAUGCUCAAAUUGUCCUUGAUGGUCGGCGUAUGUACAUCGAUGAUAUAACACUUAGCAACGAAGGAGUAUAUCAAUGCCGUGUACGGAACAGUGCUGGUCAAAGUACCAAGAAUUUUGCUUUAGCCGUUUUAGCACCACCACGUUUCACUGACAAAGAAUACGAGGCAAACAUUGAACUAACAUCGGGUGCAGUACUGCCAUUGACAUGCUACGUAGAAGGGAAUCCGCGACCGGAUGUUCGGUGGUUACGCGAUGGACAAGUGCUUGCGGAUGGAGCUGCGUCAAUUAGUGAUCGAAACCAGAAACUUAUUUUACAGCACAACGAUUUUACCACACACAGGUAA